GCUGGUGAAACCAUUUGUGAAUGAGAAAGAUCAAGCCAAAUUCUUGUCCCUCUAUGACUUCAUGGAGUGAGAGAGACAGGGAAAGAAGCAACCCAAAUGCUGCAUUUCACCCCUAACCUCAGCCAGCCCUGGAUCAUGGGCAACUCUUCCCAGAACUUGUCUCUCUUCACAGCACUCACUUAUCUGGAGAAAGCUGCUGGAACCAUCUGGACCUGGCUUCACAGGGAGGGGGGCAUGCCUGGCAUGCUCACAGAGAUCUCCAGAUGCAAACCUGGAACCUUCCCAUUCGGUCAGCCUCAGAGGAACUGUACGCCAUGGGCGGGUCCGACAGAGUGGCGCCCCAACAAGGAUCUGACUACUGGGGAUACUGGUGAAGGACACCGCAAAGAGUGCCUGUUCCCAUUCCCAGACCUUGCCUCUAGGCCAGGCAGUGUGGAAAGGAAGCGUUGUUGGGAAACAAUAUGACUAAGAACCCAAAGGAAAAGCCCUCUUUCUCCCAUCAUUUCCACCAAUCACUACUCCCACGGCUGGGAUGGGGCAAGACUUUCUGCUGCUCAAAACUCAAAGACAAGGAACACUGUGCCUCCAUCUCCAGUGUGCCUCCGGUCUUCCCCUUCAGUCCUCAGCACUGUGUGCACCUCAAGAACCAGUAUGUGACAAAGGCCGCUGCAAACCUGACUUUCUCUCAAGAGGUCGUGCGGCAGCGUGGGGUGCCCAGCAUUCCUUACAGCCAGUACAACUUUGACCACAUCUACAACACAGAUGACAUCAUCCAGCCUGCCCAGAUCAAGAAGGCCCAGCCUGAGAAAUCUGUCGGCUUCAAGUCCUUGAGUUCCUCAGGUCCCUUAGCCAUGGACACCUCCCAGGCUGUGAAGAUAGAAAGCUCUGCCCACCCUAAAAAGAGGCCGAAGAAAUCAAAGCCAGCCGGAGCAGUGCAGAAGUCACCUCACCUUCUCAUCCAUCAUCCCCACAGGAAUUCAGGUAUGCUGAGCCUGCUGCCUUCUCCGGAUGUGUUUCUGGAGGAAAGGGAAGCCUGGCUCCCACCUCCUGAGAAGGAAGCCCGAGCCUGGGAGGCCAUUGUGCUAGAAAAGCUGGACAAGCGCACGGCCCGAUGGAUCCAGAGCAAGCGCCCUCUACGGCCUGGGGUAUCCCCUAACAAGUGGCAGACCUUCUUACACCAGCAGUAUGACUGGAGCCAUAUCCGGGAUGAGCUGACUUCCUCCAGCGACCUAGAGCUCCUGAAGCAGCUGGAGGCGGAAGAGUUGGCGGAGUUUGAAGAGCCAAGUGUCAUCCCACCCACCCAGGAAAAAAAGAAGCCGGAGUUGCCACUCCCCCUUUAUUACAGAUUGUCCAGUUACUUCCCGCAAGUACAGACAGUUGAAAUAACACCUAGCAACAAUAAGACUGCUGAAGAUAUCAACAAGAGGAAGAGAAUUUCCCAGCCCUCAAACCAGAGCUACUUCCGGCAAGUGAACCCCCGAGCUGGAAAGUUUGCUUACUCCACAGACAACACCUUUGAACAGGAGAUUUACUUCGAUGAAGUCCAGAUCAUCCACCAGAUUGGUGCAGAGAGAGACCAGAUUUUCCUGGAAAACCUCAAUCGGUACAAGAAGCAGCUGACUAAAAUUUUCCCUGAAAGUCCAGAAAAGUGGAGUUCGCAGCCAGUUCCCACAGCAUCUUGUAGGCCCGUGAAAGGAGCCCUGCGCUGGACUGAGUUGCCCACCCCAAUCAAAGACCUGCUACAGGUGGGUGAGGAGGACGUGCCCAUUAAGACCAGAAGGUUGAAGAGGCAGGCAAAAUCCCUGGAGGAUGUGACUUGGGAACUGCUUGUCUUGCGGAGGAUGCUGCAGGAAUGGAAGACUGCCUGGGCGAUAAUCGUUGAGUGGCACCAUGAGACAGUGGAGAAUCUGCUGCGGAGCCUGGUAGACCUGCAUGAUGAUGUUCGGAUCCAAGCCAUUGUUGCAUGUGCCACAGCUGCUUUGGAACGGCCCCGGACUGCCACCAGCCAGAAGGGCUCAGACAAGAAUGCAAAAGUCCCAUCUAUCAAGGACUUGCCAGAGGUUCUACAGCCCAUCCUGGAAGCUGCUCUUUGUGAUAAGAAUGUCAACGUGAGGAUGGCAGCAGCAAUAUGCCAAUAUGCCAUACAGUCACAUAAUCCCCUUGCCCGGGACAUCAUGCAGACCGCCCUUCUGAAGGGUAACAGUGUGGAUAGCUGGGCUGCAGCUCAGUGCUUGGCUCUGGAAGGUGCUGCCACUUACCCUGUGAUUAAAAGGAUCCUCCACCAGUUGUUUAACAAGAGGAACAAGGACACUGAGGACCAGUCCUGUAUCCUCCUGAACCAUCUCAGUGUGAAGACAACUCUGAUACACACCAUGCUUGCUGUGGAGCUGAACAGCUGCCAAUGGAAGGACCGCAUUGUAGCCUGCCGGGCUUUUUCCCGGAUCGGCAGAGAUAUCUGCUUGGAUAUGAAACAUAAAUUAAUCCAGCUGAUGUGGAAUGACUGGAAUAAGGAAGUGAGGCAUGCAGCUGCCCAAGCGCUAGGGCAAAUGAGCCUUGGCAAAGAAGUACAUGACACAAUCAGAAUCAAGCUGAGUCAAGGUAAUUCCCAGGAGCGUGUGGAAGCCCUCUCCCUGAUAGGUGGGCUCAAGCUCAUGACUGCCAAGCUUCUCCCAGGCUUCCUGCACUGUUUCUCUGAUGACUUCACUGCAGUUCGGCGGGCAGCCUGUUUGGCAGCUGGUGCCCUGCAGAUUCGCAACGAGAUGGUGCUAGAAUGCCUCCUGAAUCUGAUGCAGAGAGAUCCUUACUGGAAAAUCAAGGCCUUUGCCAUUCGAGCUUUGGGACAGAUUGGGCAUGUGAGCCCUCGGCUGACAGAUCUCCUACUUUGGGCUGUCCACUAUGAAGAGUCACCAGGUGUAAGACUAGAAGCCUGCCGUAGCAUCCUAGCCCUCAAACUUCAAGGGGACCGAGUCAGGGACACCUUCCUAGAUGUGCUCCUCCUGGAGAACCAUGAUGCUGUUCUAAAGGAGAUUUAUCAGGCGAUGAAGAUACUCAACUUAGAAAAUGAAGGAAAUCAAGAAAUGCUUCAGGAGAUCAAGAAAAGGAUUAAAACACUAAGCCAAAAGGACUUGCUGACAAAUAAAAUAUUCAAGAUUGAGAUGGCCAUAAGGAAAGUGAGGGAGGAAGCAAAACAUGUUUAUCUGCAACCCAAAAAGGGGCAAAAACCACUGAAACUCCAUACUUUUCUCCAAGAAAUUUUUCAGGAUGACGUGGUGGUUCUUCCUAGAAGACCGUCUGAGGUUUGUGACAUUGAAGCAGUCAUAAAGCCUGUGAAGCCCCGUGCACCAAAUCCCUGGUUACAAAGCCCAGUUCUAGGCCCAAACAUACGAAGCAGAGGUCAUCCAUCACUUGUCAAAGAUCUACGCACUCCUCGGGAAAAAAGGCUGGCCAUGGGGCCAUUUGGAUAUGACAGUCCAGCUCUCUAGCAGGAUAAACAGAAGUAUUUUCCCAGCAUCAUGGCUUUUCCCUCUGGAAGGAAAGGUGUUCAUAUCUAGUCUGAGUGUUUCUCUUGCUCCAAGAUGCAG
This is a messenger RNA of Tupaia belangeri chinensis (Chinese tree shrew), 3581 nucleotides long. It is a transcript of the gene HEATR4, whose product is annotated as HEAT repeat containing 4. Gene Ontology annotation, molecular function: oxidoreductase activity. The record is from RefSeq and is a predicted model, not a curated record. NCBI's taxonomy places the organism in Eukaryota, Metazoa, Chordata, Mammalia, Scandentia, Tupaiidae. Bases 462 to 3482 code for a protein of 1006 amino acids. The transcript is spliced from 19 exons.